CUGAAAGCUGAUGUGGUUCCAAAGACAGCAGAAAACUUUAGAGCUCUUUGUACUGGUGAAAAAGGAUUUGGGUAUAAAGGAUCCACUUUUCACAGAGUGAUUCCUUCAUUUAUGUGCCAGGGUGGUGACUUUACAAAUCAUAAUGGAACCGGUGGAAAAUCCAUUUAUGGCAGUAGAUUUCCGGAUGAAAAUUUCAUACUUAAGCACACAGGACCUGGUGUUCUUUCAAUGGCCAAUGCGGGACCCAACACAAAUGGAUCUCAGUUCUUCAUUUGCACUGCAAAAACUGACUGGCUAGAUGGAAAACACGUUGUUUUUGGGCAUGUAAAGGAAGGAAUGGAUGUUGUGAAAAAAAUUGAGAGCUUUGGUUCCAAGAGUGGAAGGCCCUCCAAAAAGAUUGUCAUUACUGACUGUGGCCAGCUGUCCUAGCCUUUUGCCCUGCCAUUCAGGACAACUUUGAUGCUGUGAAAAAUGAAUGACAAAAAAACCCCAAACAUUUCUGAUCCUAUGAGUAGCACCUGUGGAGCUGUAUUUUUUACUUAACUUGGUCCAGCUUUUUAUACUUAGAGUGAAAAAUAUUGAUUAAGAGCACAAAAC
Molecule: messenger RNA, 597 nt
Organism: Pterocles gutturalis (yellow-throated sandgrouse)
Lineage: Eukaryota; Metazoa; Chordata; Aves; Pterocliformes; Pteroclidae
Product: peptidyl-prolyl cis-trans isomerase F, mitochondrial
Exons: 5
Biological process (GO): regulation of mitochondrial membrane permeability involved in programmed necrotic cell death; cellular response to hydrogen peroxide; protein peptidyl-prolyl isomerization
Cellular component (GO): mitochondrion
Molecular function (GO): peptidyl-prolyl cis-trans isomerase activity
Source: RefSeq, a predicted model, not a curated record